AUGCUUCAAAGGUGGGUAAUCUACAUGAGUACUCGAUAGGAACCAGCCGGAUUUGGAUUAAGCCGAUUUCAUAGUUUACUAUGAACUGGUUACCGUAUCUUCAGAUAAAACUUUUCUCACGUUCUUUUUGCGUAGACUGGAAUUUAACAAAACCGGGUCUUAUGAAGCGUUUCCAUAUCUCAGCAAGUGCAUGGGCGAACUUAGUUUUCUCCGAUGUGAUGAUAGACCCUACGUUUUCACCAAAUUGGACAAGUCAGGUGGUAAUUGGAUUGUUAACAAUUCGAAUAGGAAGGUUCUUUUUGAGGUAAAGUCGCUUCAUUUUGUUUUGUUUCUAUUGCUACUAGUAUUCUUUAUUUUUUAGCCGGAUAAACUUUGUAUGUUCCCGAAUGGUCGAUUAUAUCACCCCGCCCCUUUUGAUGACUUUGGAUUGGUCCGUUCAUCCAUAGCUGAAGAACUUUUCCAUCGGUUCGAGUUUGAUGGAGAUGGCAAACCGUUUGCAUUCAAUUGGGAGGACAGACAGAUCUCACUGACUAACCAGCUACUCGCCUUCUCAAACAAUUAA
This is a messenger RNA of Bursaphelenchus xylophilus (pine wood nematode), 562 nucleotides long. Lineage: Eukaryota; Metazoa; Nematoda; Chromadorea; Rhabditida; Aphelenchoididae. The record is from the annotation of a GenBank genome assembly.